AUGGACCACUCUCUCUACAAAGGUGAGGUGAGCUCCUACUCUCCUGACCUUCCAGAAAAGUGUGACAACAUAGUUCUGCAGCCUUGCAUGGGGAGCACAGAUGAGCCUGCAGCCAUGGAUCUGCCAAAACACAGACCCAUACCCAACAACUACCAUCAGUUCCUGGCCUUGGCGUUUGCUGUUAGAGAGGUCAACAAGGAUCUGGUUCUCCUCCCCAACAUCACCCUUGGCUUCCACAUGUAUGACAAUAGCCAGUGGGAACGGAGGAUUUCUUUAAUCAGCCUCUUUCUGCUCUCCACACAUGACCAAAUGGUUCCAGGUUAUAAAUGUGACCAGCGGGACACUCUGCUCUCUGUAAUUGGAGGUGACAAUGCCAAAUCCUCAAGGCAGAUGACCUCCAUCUUCAGCAUCUUCAAAGUCCCACAGAAGGCGCCCUUUGGCAGGUGUGGCAUGAAGAGGUGCCAGGCAGGAGAGAGGAGAAGAGUUCCAGAGGGCAAGCAGGUUUGCUGCUAUCAAUGUGUCCCUUGUCCAGAAGGGACCAUUUCUAAUCAAACAGAUGCUGCUCACUGUAACCCUUGCCCAGAAGACCAAUAUCCCAACAAGGGGAAGGACCACUGCAUUGCCAAGAACCUCAUCUUCCUUUCCUACCAAGAGACCCUGGGGUACACUUUAGUAUCUCUCACUCUAUUUCACUUUGUGGUCACAAUGGCAGUUCUGACAAUUUUCGUUAUGCAUCGUGACACACCAAUUGUCAAGGCCAACAACCGAGAUCUCACCUACAUCCUCCUGGUCUCCCUCUUGCUCUGCUUCCUCUGCUCCUUCCUCUUCAUUGGUCAACCAGGGAAGCUCACCUGUCUCUUCCGACAAAGUGCCUUUGCCAUUCUCUUUUCCCUUGCAGUUUCCUCUGUGUUGGCAAAAACUGUCAUGGUGGUUCUGGCCUUCAUGGCAACAAAACCAGGGAACAGGACAAGGAAACUUUUAGGAAAACCACUGACCAACUCCAUUGUCUUAGCCUGUCCCCUGAUCCAAACAGUUCUUUGCAUCACCUGGCUGGCAAACUCUCCCCCGUUUCUCAACUUGGACUUCCACUCCUUGAGAGGAGAGAUCAUCUUGGAAUGUAAUGAAGGGUCUGCUUCAAUGUUUUACACUGUCCUUGCCUAUUUGGGUUUUUUGGCUCUCGUCAGUUUCACAGUGGCUUUUCUAGCUAGAAAAUUGCCAGACAGCUUUAAUGAAGCCAAGUUCAUUACUUUUAGUAUGCUGGUUUUCUGCAGUGUUUGGAUCACCUUCCUCCCCACCUACCUGAGCACCAAGGGGAAAUUCAUGGUGGUCGUGGAGAUCUUCUCCAUUUUGGCCUCUGGGGCUGGUCUCUUGGCUUGCAUCUUUUCCCCCAAGUGUUAUAUUAUCCUAUUGAGGCCUGAUCUGAAUCAAAGAGAAAAUAUAAUGAGGCACAAGAAUCUCUGA
This is a messenger RNA of Protobothrops mucrosquamatus (brown spotted pit viper), 1461 nucleotides long. Its product is annotated as vomeronasal type-2 receptor 26-like. The coding region runs from base 1 to 1461 and encodes 486 amino acids. The transcript is spliced from 5 exons. Gene Ontology annotation, molecular function: G protein-coupled receptor activity. Gene Ontology annotation, biological process: G protein-coupled receptor signaling pathway. Gene Ontology annotation, cellular component: membrane. Lineage: Eukaryota; Metazoa; Chordata; Lepidosauria; Squamata; Viperidae. The record is from RefSeq and is a predicted model, not a curated record.